UUUACCUGUUUAAGUUUAAUUAUCAAUAUACACAAUACAAAAACAUAUCUAUUGCGAUAUGUAUUGUAGGUCAAUGAUAUUUAAUACACAUUUAUUAUAUUAAAAACCAGUUUUAUCUUACGUUUAUGUUGGACUAUGCUUGAAUAACAUUUUCUGUGCGUUAUAUUUUUCACAACUGUGCAAAAUGGACGUUCUGGGAGAUCUCAAUAUAACUUAAGAUGAAGAUGCUUGGCAGGUUUAUUGUUACAAUAAACUGUUUGGUUAUGCUAAGUUUUCAAGUUUCGAUGGUGGAUCUGGUCGAGCCGAUCCCAUAUUUGAUUAAAAUUGUAAAACCUCUGUCUACGUGCGGCCCAGGGAAAUACCUUAACGCCAACAUUAAUAGCAGUGGACGAUGCAAGAAGUGUCGACCCUGUGCUAAGGGAUAUGUUGAAGUGUCACCAUGUAGUAAGUACCAGAAUACCAGGUGCCAACUUUGUCCACCAGGGACAUUUAAUGAUAGAAGAAACGGUGUUUGCAAUAACUGCACAGCUUGUGACAAAGGUUUCUUCGUAAGAAGACCAUGCUUACCUUCUAAAGACACUAAAUGCCGCAAAUGUCCUGAAGGAACCUUCUCUGUUGAUGGAACUCGAUGGGGAUGUAAAUAUUGUAAAAUAUGCAGCGAAAUUCAGGACGAGAUUUUACCUUGCACAACGGAAAACGAUCGAGUAUGCACGGACGAUAAUCAAAUAGACUCCGCACAAUCUGAAGUGAUAUGGACAGAGACAGAAGUUGAAGACAAUGUUGAAUUUAACACCCAUACCCGAUUGGUCCUGGUUGCCACUUGCACGGCGAUUUCAUUUACCUUCUUAAUUGUCCUUCUCGCUUGGACGUUACAAACAUACCGUCAUUUUGCAAACCGGUAUCAGACGACGCUCUGUAAAAUCUGUGUUCUUUGACGUGUGGCCUAUCCUGUUGAUGUUAAACACAGUCCUUGUUAAUAGCCUGCUUAUUUCAUGGAAUAGUUCCUCAUUGUCAUAUUCGAAAAAGAAACCACGUACUAAAUAUUCAAGUUAAAAUAUUGUUUUCCAUGGUGGAUCAAUGAAUAAUUGAAAUGUCUGGUGUUUCCAAGAGCUUCCGAAGUUUAUUCGUGAGUGAAGUUUCAGGGCAUAAUGGUUUGCUGGUUAAUUGUAAAUUAUAUAUAUAUAAUGAAACACAUAAAUGCAAUAUAAUAUUUUCAUAUAGAAUUAUUGUUUUCAUUCCUGUGUGGCUAACUAUGAUGUAUUUUUAUGAAUAUUAUUUGUCUGUUCAAACAUGUGCGUGCUUUUCGUAAUGUAUACUUAUUUAUAUAUCAACGUUCUUUUAACGUGUAUGCGUUAAUAAAUGAUAG
Messenger RNA from Mya arenaria, 1366 nucleotides. Its product is annotated as tumor necrosis factor receptor superfamily member 21-like. Gene Ontology annotation, molecular function: protein binding. Bases 219 to 935 code for a protein of 238 amino acids. Lineage: Eukaryota; Metazoa; Mollusca; Bivalvia; Myida; Myidae. The record is from RefSeq and is a predicted model, not a curated record. The transcript is spliced from 3 exons.